AUGAAGAUCACCAUCUUCUCCGCCGGCCUCAUUGGUUUGGCUGCUGCUCUCCCUCAGGCUUCCAUCCAGGAGUCUUCGAGCUCGGUUGUUCAGACUUCUACGACUUCUGUCAGCUCGCCCGAGGAUGUCCCUCAUGCAACCAGCCUUGCUCAGGCCGCCGCAGUCAACGUCACCAUUUCCGUCGAGGUCCCUUCUGAGAUCAUUGACACUACUUCUCUUGAGUCGAACAGUCCAGCUCUUCUCACCACCAAGCCUGUGGAGAGUAACGAAUUCCUGUCCCCUGCCGACUUCCUGACUCAAGGUUUGUCUUUGGACGACAUUCCUGAGGUUCCCGUCGAUACCUCUGCUCUCUCCAAGAGAGACUUCUUCGGACUCUUUGGUUCUUCCAACGCCAGAGGUCCGUUCGUCAACUUCCUCAAGGUCGCUGCGCAGAUCUUCGUCAAGGUUGAGAAGAUCAUCAUCUACUGGACUUGCCCUCAAUGGACCCGUCCAACUCCCAACACCUUCUCCGGAUGGAGAAACUACAAGUCGAACGGUGUUAACCUCGGUGGCUGGCUCGUUCUUGAGAAGAACAUUCAGCCUAGCUUCUUCAACGACAACGCACCUAGCGCCAUCGACGAGGACAGCUUCUGUAAGACUUUGGGCCAGGUAAAGUGCGGUGCUCUGCUUGAGAACCGUUACAACACCUACAUCACCACCAAGGACAUCGACAACUUCGCCGCCUACGGUGUCAACACUCUCCGCAUUCCCAUCGGUUACUGGGCCUAUAUGCCCGCCAUCGCAGGUGACAACUACUACACUGGUGGCCAGAAGUUGGCCAUGCAAAAGAUUGCCCAGUACGCCAUCAGCAAGCACAACAUGCACAUCGUCGUCGACCUGCACGGUCUUCCUGGCGGUCAGAACGGUCUCGACAACCAGGGCAAGACUGGCCAGCUCACUUGGUGGAACAACCAGACAGCCUUUGAUCUUUCCAUCGAAAUGGUCCGCAGAGCCACCGACGACAUCCUUCGCCAGCCCAACAGCGGCAGUUACACUAUCUCCCUCAUCAACGAGCCUCUGCCUGCUCUCUACUACUUCGGUCAGACCCAGGACAGCAUCGCCUACCUGAACAAGUACUACAAGGCCGCCCUCGCUGAGGUCCGCAAGAGAUCCAAGACUCUGCCUGUUGCUAUCUCUGAUGGUUUCAUUGGCCCUCAGACCUGGGACCCUUACUGGACUAACGUUGACCCUUACAUCGUUAUCGACACCCACAUCUACUUCUUCGUCGGCGGAUCAUACUCUUACGACGCCGCUUACGGUGCCUGCUAUCUCGCCAAAUCCUACCAGAACGCUUCUAACCCUACAUUCAUUGGUGAAUGGUCAAUCCAGGCGACAAACUUCAACCACCUUGGCGACAACACCCGCCGCGACUUCUACCGCAGUCAGCUUCAGGCAUACACCCAGUACCUCUCUGGUGGCAUGUUCUGGAACGGCAAGCACGAUGGUGAUGCCAUCGUCGGUGAUGAUGGUUCGGCCCAGAAGUACUACUGGUCUUGGGAGAUUCUCGCCUCUGAGGGCAUUGUCCCUCGUCCUGGUGACAAGCUCGAGUCUCUCUGUUAAAUGAUGGAUGAUUUAGAGGU
Molecule: messenger RNA, 1619 nt
Organism: Aureobasidium pullulans EXF-150
Lineage: Eukaryota; Fungi; Ascomycota; Dothideomycetes; Dothideales; Saccotheciaceae
Product: glycoside hydrolase
Exons: 2
Coding region: 1-1599 (532 amino acids)
Biological process (GO): glucan catabolic process
Cellular component (GO): extracellular region; cell surface
Molecular function (GO): glucan exo-1,3-beta-glucosidase activity
Source: RefSeq, a predicted model, not a curated record